Molecule: messenger RNA, 1563 nt
Organism: Colletotrichum karsti
Lineage: Eukaryota; Fungi; Ascomycota; Sordariomycetes; Glomerellales; Glomerellaceae
Exons: 1
Coding region: 1-1563 (520 amino acids)
Source: RefSeq, a predicted model, not a curated record
AUGGUCUCGCAGCCCGAUCCUUCGACCUCUCUAACCAUACGAGGCCCUUCCUCGGUCGUUUCGCGUCCUUCCCUCUCACGCACGAAGCGGUACAACAGGUCUCACGUCGGCGGCUCCACCUAUAUUGCCCAGAAUGAGUUCCCCGUCUUCACCAACUCGGGCGAUGUCGAGAUCAUAGUCAAAGCCGCCGGUCGCCAGAAUCGCUAUGUACUGCAUCGCCACACCCUCACCAGGUGCUCCGGCUUUUUUGAGGCCAGCACGAGUCACGAAUGGUCCAAACCCGUCUCCGAUGCCGCCUCCGGUGACCUUGCCCGCAUCAGUGACGGGUCAUCGGCGGAGUCUUCCACAAUCACAACCUCCCACCGAGCCUUGACCUCCAUGGCCACCCGCAAACGAUGGCGCUAUGAGCUGGACCCUGGCACCGGCGAUGGAGAUAUUCCGAUGUUGGUGCAGAAGGAUGAGGAUCGCUCCAAGGCCUCCGCCUCCGGCUCCGGGUCGUUGUUCGGUCCUGGCGCCAGCGAAAGCGGCGGCAUGCGGAGCCAGACCUCUUCGCACUCGCAUUCCUCGUCUGCUCACUCAAGCAACAGCUUUUUUCGGUCCGUGGCCAACUUGAGCCUAGCGCCUGGCUCAACAUCAGGCCCGCCUCUGUCUCAGGCUGAUCAAGACUUACUGCGGGAUUAUGACAACUUAUUCCGCAUCUUCUACAAUUAUCCCCCGGCCUUAGACGGCGUCAACAUCGCGGAUGCGUACGUGCAAUGCAAGUCGCUCCUCACACUGGCGGACCAAUACGACGCACUUGCCGUGGUCGGCCCCAGGGUGGAUCACCAUUUGCUGCAGUUCCAGUCCAGGCUUUGGAAGCAGAUUGCCAAGUAUCCCAUAUCCUAUCUUCGCCUCGGCUACCUGGCUCGCAGCAAGGUCAUGUUCCAGGAGGCCCUGAUACAUGUUGUUGGGCAAUGGCCGGCCGGCGAGCGGAGUUUGCGUGCUGCCCUCCCUGACAUAGUACUCGACAUAAUCGAAGACAAGGUAGAUGAGCUUGAGGAAAUCGUCAGCCGCGUGGAGGGCCGCUUAUUUCGCCUGACUCUCAUGACAGCCAGGGGCGAGCGUGUCACGCCUGGCACGUCGUACCUCGACUGGCUCGCGGUCAGCUUGUUCCGGCAGUGGUUGGCAGAUAACACCAGUCCUCCGACGAUGGAUCGACGUGUCCAGAGCCGCGAUGGCAGGGGCGUGGACUCGCAGCAACUCGCCCUGCCUGCCGCCGUGCCUCCCCUCGCUACUAUUGGUCGUACCUAUCGCACUCUAGGCGCUCCAUCACCCUCCUACCUUGGCCACGACGAAUGCAAGCGAUUCCUGAAAUUGACACCAGAGCUGUACAGCCGAGAGAAUCUUCGUCGCUUCGAGAAGCGCGUGGAUGAACUCAGAAUGAUGGCUCGUGAUAUCGUACGGCCGCUAAUGGGCAGCGGCCUGGAGUUAGAUAUCAGCAGUGGGAGAACUGCUGAUGGAAUCGGGUAUCUGACUUGCAUCACUGUGGGCGACCGUGACCUCCCAUGGCAUCUCGAACACUAG